Molecule: messenger RNA, 1788 nt
Organism: Sordaria macrospora k-hell
Lineage: Eukaryota; Fungi; Ascomycota; Sordariomycetes; Sordariales; Sordariaceae
Cellular component (GO): mitochondrion; cytoplasm
Source: RefSeq, a predicted model, not a curated record
AUGUGUAUCCACCACCGUCUCAUCUACCGCAAAUGCGGCCACUCCACCUGGCUAGGCAUAACCAAAAAGUGCCAGACAGAGCGCAGCUUUGACCAAGGUAAGACCGACGAGGGGUGCAAUGUCAUGUGGGCCCAUCCGCUUUCUACGUAUCGGGUCGACAGGUGUUGCGAGAGCUGUGGCGUCAAAAGAGUGACGACAGAUCGGGUUAUUGAUGAGAUUAGAGCGAAAAUCCAGUUUACUAGGGAGCUGUUGGCUAAGAUCCAGGAGGCUUCUCGAGGUUUGGAACGACGUGUUGAGGAGAGUGAAAAGGGGAGUAGUGAUGGUGGGGAAAGUAAACAGUCGUCGUCGGUUAGGUCGGAUGAAAGAGGGAAAUCGCCUGAGGUGGUGGUAAUCGUCGAUGACGAUGGUGAUGGUGAUGAUGAUGAUUAUGUCGUCAAAGAGGCAGAGAUGAUGGAUCUUAUCGAUCCUGAUGAGGUGAUUAAGUUUGUCGGCGGUAUCAGCAUCGAUCUCCAGUCAUCUGUGAAACCUCAGCAGACUCCGAGAAGGCGAUUGAAGGGAACGCGCAUCGCGACCGACAUCACCGCAUUGCCCCAUUUUCCCCAUUCCCCCACCUGGCAGCUCUUGACGAUGCCAUGGGGUCUGUGGGCAUCGCCUACCACAAACAGUGGGAAGGAUGAGGGGAAACCAUCACCUUCUCAUUCAACCAACUCUUCAUCAACCACCACAACAUCAACAGCAAGCGCCAACAACAGUGACCAUGGCAUCUUCAACACGUCUACGAAUCCCUUUCCCAACUCUCCUCCUCGCCCGGCCGAGCGUGCGCUGCCCGUAGGCUUAACCGACAUGCCGCCCAUCCCACCCCAACUCAAAAAGAAAACCAUCUCUUGGAAUGACUCCCUAUGGACGCUCAUUGACUGGCAGCACUACCAAGAGCCGCGAUCGAUCGUGCUUUACACCCUUCCGACCAUCGGCGCUUUCGCACUCUUCGGAAUCUGGCGCUCGUUUCUCCGCCGCUUUCGCGGCACCGCAUAUAUCUCGCCGGGGUUCUUUCGGCGGCGCACGCUGCUAGGCAAGGCGACGAGCGUGGGCGAUGGCGAUGGAUUCCAUUUCUUCCACACGCCCGGCGGACGGCUGGCGGGAUGGGGCUGGUUGCGCAAGGUGCCGACAGGUAGAAAGGAGUUGAGGGAUCGAACGAUCCCAAUCCGCAUCGCAGGCAUUGACGCCCCCGAAGGCGCCCACUUCGGCCGACCCGCGCAACCCUACUCGAAAGAAGCUCUCGAAUGGCUCCGAAGCUACAUCCUCAAUAAGCGCGUAUGGGCGCGCAUAUACCGCAAGGACCAAUACGACCGGGUCGUCGCGACCGUCUUCGUCCGAAAACCGCCCUUGUUCCUGCGCAAGGAUGUCGGGCUGGAGAUGCUCAAGCAGGGGCUGGCGACCACGUACGAAGCGAAGUCGGGCGCGGAGUUUGGUGGCCCCAAGAUGGAGCAGGUAUAUAAGAAUGCGGAGGCGGUGGCGAGGAGGAAGGGCAAGGGGAUGUGGGCGAAUACAUUGACGGGCUUCUUUGGCCUGGGGAGUAGGAAGGAGAUUGAGAGCCCGAGGCAGUAUAAGGAUCGGAUGAGGGCGGCGGGGAAUACUAUACUGAAGAAGCCCAAGGCGACGAGCGCUGCGAAGAAGGCCACGGCCGUGAAGAUGGAGACGGUGGCUGUUGUGAAGAAGGAAACAGCGGCUGGGAAGAAGGUGAAGACAAAGACGACGGCUGCAGAUAGCGCCGCGGCAAAGAAGGUAUGA